Molecule: messenger RNA, 2805 nt
Organism: Striga hermonthica
Lineage: Eukaryota; Viridiplantae; Streptophyta; Magnoliopsida; Lamiales; Orobanchaceae
Source: the annotation of a GenBank genome assembly
AUGGAUUUGGAGGUCGUUGGACGCCACGCCAUGCUCUUUGACGACGACGCCAUGGCGGCCUUAGUCAACUCCGACGACGUGCUUGUUGAUUGGAACUCCCUAAAAAUUGAUCGGUUCGACGUCCGCCACCUCCUCUCCUCGCCUCCGCCCAAACGCCGUCGCAAUUGCAGCUCCAAAUCUGCCCUCCUGGACGACUCGUCUCUUGAAUCUCAACUCAACCAUGAGCGUUAUCUUGACCUCCCUCUGCAUCCCGAUCAACCAGAUGUGGAAGAGGAGAAACAUCGAGCGGACUUACCUGGUUAUCACAAUGUUUCAUUAUCAUAUGGUGACACUGAUAAUUAUGCAGACGAGAAGAAAACAGAAGUUAAUAUGGAAUCUUCUGGAUUUUUACCUCACUUCCCAAUUCCCAACGACCUUCUUCAAUCCUUGCCUCCUACCGAGAAGGUACAUCAGAUUAUUGCGAGGACUGCUUUAUUUGUGAGCAAACAUGGUGGACAGUCAGAGAUUAUUCUACGGGUGAAGCAGGGGGAUAAUCCAACAUUUGGGUUUUUGAUGCCUGGCCAUCAUCUGCAUGCAUACUUCAGAUAUCUUGUUGAGCAUAUUGAACUUCUCCAUUCUGAAUCGGAUAAGAAGUUUCAAGAUGAACAGAAAAAUUCUUCUAUUGAUCAUAACAAAUCAAAUGGCGUAGAUGGAGCUUUAAUCUUGCUCGGUUCUGUCUAUGGAUCUGGUGAUGAAGACGAGGAUGAUGACAAUGUAAUACCUGAAAGAGAUGUUUCCCAUGAUGUCACUUCCUCUUCCAAAACUGAGGCAAGUACAGCAAAGACUGAACCAAUGUCGAAAAACCCAAUUUUUGCCAACAGUGAGAAGGUUUUCGCUGUGAAGAAGAACUCUUCAAUUGUUACAUCCAAAUCUGGAACUGCAAAUGGCAUGGGAGAGAAAUCUUGUUUAUCCACUACUGAUGUAGAUAAAGCAAGGAAUUUGACUAUGGCAAAGACUUCAAAGAUUAAACCAUUAGUUUUAGAGCCUCCAGCUGAAUUAAAGAGAUCAAUUGACAAGCUUGUUGAACUUACAAUGAGAAAAGGGAAGCAGUUCGAGGAGACUCUGAUUGAACAGGAGAGGCAGCAUGAGAGAUUUCCUUUCCUUAUGCCAUCAGACCCGUAUCAUUUUUAUUACUUAAAAGUCCUUCAAACAGCUCAGGAGUCAAAACUAAAUUGCAAGAGUUCCAGUUCUGGUAAGGAUGGCCUACUCGGACAUAGGUUGGAUCAAAAAAAUUGUGCAAUCAAGGAGAAGGAUGAUCUUUCAUCCUUGGGCUGUGACAUGCCACUGGAAUUGGAUAGGAAAGAGAAAUUCUCAAUGGUGAUAGGCAAAUCAAAGAAGGAAACACCGGAACCAGAAUCGAACGAAGCCCAGCAAGAAUGGCGAAUAGAUGCUUCAAGUGCAGCUGCUAUCCUUCAGGCCGCCACAAGAGGCAUCAACAAUUAUAAUUUUCGAAGUUCUUCAAUAGUUUCUUCGAGCGCAUAUGUUUCAAAUAACAAGGAAGGUGGGCAGCCUGGAGAUUCUAGCAAUCCUCUGUCCUCCAUAAGAGAUAAUGCUGUUGAAAAGUCAGCGCAGAGUGAAAGUUGUAAUGUCUCUGUUGUUGCCCCCAAUACAAUUGGUGUUGGAGCUGAUCCUGAGGCACUCUUGACCAAAGAGCAAAAGCUCAAGGCUGAAAGGUUGCAGAGAGCUAAAAGGUUUGUGGCCAUGUUGAAAAGUGGGCAAGUGCCUUCUACUACAGUAGUAGCUGGAACUUCACGUGGCUCAUCUGUAGAACCUCAAUCAAGGUCAACUGAUGAAGUUAAUCUUGAUAGCAAAAGAGAAGAAGGCAAUUUAGCCCCUGCUCAUGUUGAUGCACCCGCUACUGGUGAAAAACCCGAGAGGAAUUAUUUUGGUGAGCACAACGAGCGACCCUUGAAUAGAAAGUACCGGUCAAGGUCUGACCUAUGCAAGGAUGAUGACUGUGAUGAUAAAGACAACAGAACGCGUAAUGUUCCCCACUCCAAAGGGAAUGGCAGUAGAUCGAAAUCAGGGAGGCACGAUGAAAGAAACAAUGCAAUAGAAACUGAAGGGAAGCACCAUCACAGAAGGCAUCGGUCUCAUUCUUUGUCCAGUGAAAUUGAAGAUGAAAGAGAAAGUAAUAAAGAGGGCAAGGACCGUAAGAACCGUAAAGAAAAAGAGCGUGAAGACAGGCAUGAUGAGGACAAGAAUCAUGAAAGGUCCAGCAGGAAGAAGCGUCGUAAGAGAAGAGAGCGAACUCAUUCUUACCAUUCAGAUGAAAGUGAGGAUGAAGGGGAACAUAGUGAAAAGUAUGAAGAUGACAAGAAUCAUAAGUGCACUAGUAAGAGACAUCGUAGGCACCAUUCGUCUCGUGAGCGCUUAAAGAAAAGGCGUUCGUCCAAGCGGUCGGAAGAUGAAGGUGAUGAUGAUUAUCACGAAAGCAAAGGAAAACAUCGUUCGCGUGAUGGAGGCAAACACAGGCAUAGCCGCAAAGACAAGAAAACUCGAUCCAAGCGCAAACGCGAGACUUCCUCGAGCGACGAGCAUCACAAUGAGAAUGAAAGAAACGAGCUGGAAGAGGGUGAGAUACACGGUAGGGUCUCUGAAGAACGUGGAGGAAUCUCAAGUGGUGAUGUCAUCAGCUCAGAAACCUGUACUGAUAUGCUGAGUCGCCAAGAUAGAGUCCCGUCUCAGCCUUUGGACACUACUGUUGAGAUUCCUGGUGAUUUGAGAGCUAAAAUUCGCGCGAUGCUGAUGUCAACUAUUUCAUAG